Messenger RNA from Echinostoma caproni, 1020 nucleotides. NCBI's taxonomy places the organism in Eukaryota, Metazoa, Platyhelminthes, Trematoda, Plagiorchiida, Echinostomatidae. The record is from the annotation of a GenBank genome assembly.
GUCUGUGUUUGUCGUGUUUGUUUGAAGUCGAUUGUGGUUGAAUUGCUGGUUCAUUGGGAAUCAGCUAAUUGGUUCUCUCAUAUGCGGAUGGAACUGAUUUGCAAUCCUUUCUGUUUCCGCAAUCUACUCGCUGGUGGAUAUCCUCUGGAUUGGGGUGAAAAGUGUUUGGUUGACCCAUUCGGCUCAGACGAAUUACCCUUGGGUGAUGCCCUACCGGCAUCAUGGGCCGCAGCCUUUAUUCUCCAUCAUCUCCAGUGUGUGUCAUCAAAUGCACAUGCAUUUACCGUGGAUCGGUUUAUUGAACCGAAAACAGAGCCGGGUAACGAUGAUGCACCAGGAGUCGAUCUGACCCAGUUUAGUCCGGUUGAAUUGGGCAGUUGUUUGUAUCCUGUUCUAUCUCUGAUGAACCAUUCUUGUGAUCCAAACGUGGCUCUUAUAUUCAUGCGUGACGGGGUUUGUGGCGUGUUCGCUUUGCGUCCCAUACCGAAAGGUGACGUACUUUACGGAAACUACGGUGUACAUUAUGCCACACACGAUCUCGCAGAACGCCAAGAUUUGUUGCAAAGUCAGUAUCACUUCCGGUGCACUUGUCCUGCCUGUGUCGAAAAUUGGUCUCGAAUAAAUUGUGAUAGUAUGCGACUGAUCUGCCAGCAUUGCAAGCUACCGUUCACUAUGGGCAAACCUCUUAAAUCCGGCCAGUGCUCGAAACACUGUAACUGUUCCACAUCCGUACGUUCACGUACAUUGUUGCGCUUCGACAAACUGGUACAAAAAGAUUUGCAAGAAAAAACCAAUUCCAUUCCAGCUGAGUUUCUGACUCUGCGUUCGCAUCAGAUCAAACCAACACUUGUCAAACGGCAUCUCACCUGUUUGACUGAAAUGCUGGACAAUUCGCAUUUGGGUGGUCUUCUAUUGCGUCCCGCGUUGCCUUUUGAUUGGGUACAGGAACUGAUCAAGACACUAUUGGGAUUGUGCUACGGAUAUGGCUAUGCGGAAAAUGCAGAAAUCCAUUUAUCAUGA